Messenger RNA from Ostertagia ostertagi, 876 nucleotides. The record is from the annotation of a GenBank genome assembly. NCBI's taxonomy places the organism in Eukaryota, Metazoa, Nematoda, Chromadorea, Rhabditida, Trichostrongylidae.
AUGGUCACGUAUCAACUGAAAAUUCUUACGACAGCCGUAUUCACAGUGUUAGUGUUAGGUCGAAAACUAUCUAUCCAGCAAUGGGUGUCGCUCUUCUUUUUGUUUGGUGGCGUAGCGAUAGUUCAAUAUGAUCAGAAAAUGUCAAAUGAUCGAGAGAAGGCUGAACGAUUAGCUGCAGCGAUGGCUAACGACAUUUCGACAACUGCCAUGCCAACUAUUGAAGACGCUUUCACAAAGCUUAUGGAUUCUACACCAGAGAUGUUCAACGAUACAACGCUCGCACCAGCUGCAUUGGAUGAGAUAACACGUCCCAAGCGUGAAGUUCACGAGCAGAAUUCUAUUUUAGGUUUCAUUGCGGUUCUGGUAGCAUGCUGCCUUUCUGGAUUCGCUGGCAUCUAUUUUGAGAAGAUUCUGAAAGGAUCAGAUGUGUCUAUAUGGAUUCGAAACAUUCAACUAGCACUUCCGUCCAUAUUCUUCGCUUUGCUGUUUGCUUUUGUGAAAGACAACAGCGUCAUAUUUGCCGAUGGUAUUGCUCCAGAGGCCGUAUGGGGUCGUAUGCUGUUUGGAUUCGAUUGGGCUGUAUGGGUUACGAUCGCCAUCUCGGCGUUCGGAGGUCUCGUAGUCGCCGUUGUCAUCAAAUUCGCCGAUAAUAUCUUGAAAGCUUUCGCUACCUCAUUUGCAAUUGUGUUGAAUUGCAUUCUCGCAUAUUUUCUCUUCAACUUCCGGCCAACGAUGUUCUUCGUGGUGGGCGCGUGUUUCGUCAUAGGAGCUGUAUUCGUCUACAGUAUCUAUCCGUAUCGGGUUCGCAGUGAGCCUCGCCCGACUGCCGAGGAAAUGACGGCAUUGAAGGAAAGUAAUGAGAAGGAAGCGGUCUAA